AUGGAUUCUACGAUUUCUGUGUCCAAGGGAUGUUUUGUCUUUAAAAAACCAAACAAGGAAAAGAAUAAAAGAAAAAGCAAAAGCAAGAAACAAUUGACAACCAAUCAACCAGAAUCUGAGUUGUGGCAUACUACAUACAUUGAUAUUUGGAAUGAUGUUAAAUCUAAAAUUGAUGAUUUAACUGGAUCAAUAUACUCCAAGUUUAUUUCAGAAACUGUAGAUUUCUUGACAACGUCAAACAUCACUACAAAUCAAUAUAUUCCAACAGCAUGUUUACUUACAGGAGUGAAUUUACCAGAUCAUGAAUCACUAUUUGGAUUAUUAGCAACCAAUUUAGAAAAAUCUCAGCCGCCUGUUAUUGUUGCAACAUUAUUUUCUGAGCACUUUUCUAGUGUUAAAAAUGCAGUUAUAAGUAUGGUGUCACAGUUGUUGAACCCAAAUGAUGAUGAUUCCGAUUUUGAUGAGGAAAUGGAUGAAAGCUUAAAUGCUGUUGUUAAACGAUCUGAAUGUACUAUAUCUACAUUAAUUGAAUGGUAUAGUCAUCAACCAACUGGAACUCGUGUAGCAAUUCUGGUAAAAGAUUAUGAAAUGUGUCAACAAACAGCCUUACAAAAUUUCAUCUUACUUUUAAGUUGCUAUAUAAAAGAAAUUCCAAUAGUAUUGGCUAUUGGUAUUGCAACUUCUAUAUCAAACUUACACAAUUCUCUCCCUCAUCACGUGGUUACUAAACUUAAAGUGAAAAUGUUUGUUAGUGAGGCAUCUGUAGUUUUUUUAAAUAACAUCAUGGAUCAGGUAUUUUUAAAGCCAGACUGUUCAUUCUACUUGGGCGGGCGUAUUUUAGAAUAUGUGACUGAAGUAUUUUUAUACUAUAAUUUUUCUAUUAAACAGUUUAUAGAAAGUCUCAAGUUUUGCCUCAUGGAACAUUUUUAUCUUAAGCCUCUUAAUUGCAUAUGUGUGGCUCAUGAAUCAGCACAAGGAGCUUUGUUUGAUUCUUUAGAUAAAAAAACACUAGAAGAAAUUACUAAACUGCGUUCAACAAAUUAUAAAUACAAAAUUGACAACAAUUUUAAAGAAACUUUUCUUCAAUUAAUUAGAGAAUUGAAAGCUUGCAUUGAUGAUUUUCAUAUUGGACUAAGAGUAUUACACAUUUUAGUGGUGGACUUACCACAUUCACCAUUAGGAACUCAACUCAGAGAAAUGUAUAGCACUGCAAUGAAGAAACACAUCAUUGACAAUACAUCAUUUAAAAUGUGUUUACAAUUAUUAAAAUUUUUAUCUAAAGAUGAUUUACUUGCAAAAUUUGACAAGAUAAUUCAUGUUUUCAAGAAUAUAAAAAAUAAUGAACGGGCAAAAACUGCUAUAAAAUUAGUUCAAGGAUAUGUGAAACGUUUAGAAGAGUCCCAUUUAAAUAAUUUAGUUAUUGUAGAAGAUAAACCUCAAGAGAAACCUAAAGACAAUUUACAAGCUAUAUCAAGAUCACAGUUUAAAAGAAAACUUAUAGACAAUGUUAAACUUGAAGAUACCCGGCCAAUGACUGAGUUUGAAAAAGCACGUUCAGAAACUUUAGAUAAUUUAACGGAAGUAAUAUUACGGUGUUUUCUUGUACCUCCAACCACCAUGCCUUUAAAUGAAUUGUUGAUAUUUGAUGAUUUGCCAUCAAUUAGGCGCAAGAUUGUUGGAGAAGACAGAGCUGCUCAAUAUACAGCAUUUGUCAAUCCUCAACACUAUCUUGAUUGUGAUUGCUGUGAAUUGGAAUUUACAGAACAAAUAUUUAAAACCAUGCCAGAUAUAUCUAUUGUAUACAAAUUACAUUUAGAGUCAAGGUUUGACCAGAUUAACAUAUAUGAUUGGUUACAGAAAUUUAUUUCAAUUGUUGGUCCCGACCAAAACGACGAUGACAAUGAUGACGAUAUAGAUCCAGUAUUACAAUCUCGAUUUGUACGAGCUGUAAAUGAAUUGCAGCAUUUAGGGUACAUACGACCGUCUAAGUACAAAGCAGAUCAUGUGCAGCGCCUUACAUGUGGAUCUUGCUAA
Molecule: messenger RNA, 2034 nt
Organism: Macrosiphum euphorbiae (potato aphid)
Lineage: Eukaryota; Metazoa; Arthropoda; Insecta; Hemiptera; Aphididae
Source: the annotation of a GenBank genome assembly